AUGAAGGGUCCUUCCAAUGCAUCUGCGGGAGCGGCACCUUUUAUGACCGCAUGGAAUGUUGAGUCUCAGACGCAUCUCAUUAUUGGAGCAAGUUCUUUGGCUGCUGCUCGGUGUACGAAGAGUCUUGAGGCUGGUGCCAAGCCUGUCGUUCUUGCGCCAGAGACCGCGGACAUUCAUUUCACCCUAAAUGAACAUAUUGCCAAUGGUUCUGUGCAGCUGUUGCGUCGUGAUUUUCAAGACGACGAUUUGACUGCCUUGGGAAGAGAGGAAGUUGACCGGGUCGUGGAUGCGGUCUUUGUCACAUCGGGUGGCAACAAUGAACUGAAUACGCAUAUUUCAAAGCUGUGUCGAAGGCUUCGAAUCCCAGUGAACGUUGCUGAUGCUCCGACUCUGUGCUCGUUCACCUUACUCUCCACUUACUCAGACGGGCCACUUCACAUUGGCAUUACAACAUCUGGUCGCGGGUGUAAGCUUGCGUCCCGCCUGCGGAGAGAAAUCGCCGCUUUUCUCCCUGCAGAUCUCGGAACCGCCAUUGACCGACUUGGUGCCAUGCGGUGCAGACUUUGGGAAGAAGACCAUGCCGCUGGCCUGACUGAUGCUGCCCUUGAAGGCGACGACGAUGAUGCCGCUGGCCAGAAACAUACCUUCAACACAUUGGUCACAGAAGAUGAUGUUGCUGCAGCAAAGACACGGAGGACGCGUUGGUUAUCACAAAUCUGCGAAUACUGGCCUCUAAAGAAACUUGUGUCUAUCAACGACGCCGAUAUUGAGAAAAUUCUACAAGCCUAUUCGUCUGGUAACACAACAACACAAGAGACAGAUGAAGCCAAUGGAGUUACAAGGAAGGGCAAGAUCAUCCUUGCUGGCUCUGGUCCAGGUCACCCAGAUCUGCUUACACGCGCCACAUACAACGCUAUUCAAAACGCCGACAUCAUCCUCGCCGACAAGCUCGUCCCCGCUCCAGUGUUAGACUUGAUUCCUCGUCGAACAGAAGUCCACAUUGCCCGCAAGUUCCCCGGAAACGCUGAUCAGGCGCAAGAAGAGUUUCAACAAAUGGGUCUCGCCUCCCUGCGGAAGGGCCAAACCGUUCUCCGACUCAAGCAAGGAGACCCAUACCUAUACGGUCGCGGAGCAGAGGAAUUCGAAUUUUUCCGCGCCGAAGGCUAUAUCCCCGCCGUUCUUCCUGGUAUCACCAGCGCCAUGAGCGCUGCCCUAUUCGCCGAUAUCCCGGCAACCCACCGAGGCGUUUCCGACCAGGUCUUGGUCUGCACGGGAACUGGUCGGAAGGGUGCUGCCCCUAACCCUCCGGCUUAUGUGCCUACUCAGACAGUCGUUUUCUUGAUGUCCCUCCACCGACUAUCUGCCCUCAUCGAGUCUUUGACUACAUACCCUGUCGAGGACUCGACACAAUCACGGGCACUUUGGCCUAAGGAGACGCCUUGUGCUAUUGUUGAGCGAGCAUCGUGUCCUGAUCAACGGGUUGUUCGAUCUACUUUGGAACAUAUCUGCCAGGCAUUUGAAGCAGCUGGUUCACGACCACCCGGCCUGUUGGUUGUUGGUGCUAGUUGUCAUGUUUUGCAUAGCCCGAAUGGGCAGAAAUGGGCUAUCGAAGAGGGCUUCAGUGGUCUGGAUGGACUGACUGGAGAGGUUGAUGCCGUGACUGUUGCCCUGAAUGAGGCAGAGAAGUGA
This is a messenger RNA of Penicillium pulvis, 1689 nucleotides long. Its product is annotated as putative siroheme synthase. Gene Ontology annotation, molecular function: uroporphyrin-III C-methyltransferase activity. The coding region runs from base 1 to 1689 and encodes 562 amino acids. Gene Ontology annotation, biological process: sulfate assimilation; siroheme biosynthetic process. The record is from RefSeq and is a predicted model, not a curated record. The transcript is spliced from 2 exons. NCBI's taxonomy places the organism in Eukaryota, Fungi, Ascomycota, Eurotiomycetes, Eurotiales, Aspergillaceae.